This is a messenger RNA of Psilocybe cubensis, 468 nucleotides long. RefSeq lists its product as uncharacterized. Gene Ontology annotation, molecular function: carbon-sulfur lyase activity. The record is from RefSeq and is a predicted model, not a curated record. NCBI's taxonomy places the organism in Eukaryota, Fungi, Basidiomycota, Agaricomycetes, Agaricales, Agrocybaceae. The coding region runs from base 1 to 468 and encodes 155 amino acids. The transcript is spliced from 2 exons.
AUGUCUGAUGCCAAUUCCUCUAUUAUCAAUGGUGGCUGCUUCUGCGGGGCUGCCAGAUAUCAAGUAACUGGCCGACCAAUACUCAGUGCAUACUGUCAUUGCACGUUGUGCCAAAGGUUAAACGCUUCUGCCUUUAUUCUCAGCGUCCAUUUCUCUUCUACCAAUUUUUCUUGGACGCAUGAUGAGCCACACCUCAAUUCUAUCGAAUCAUAUUCCGUCAGUACAAAACCCUGGAAGAUACGCUGGCGUUGUAAGAAUUGCGGAUGCUGCAUAGCAAGCAACAAUCUCCAGAAUAAUAAAUGGAGCGUCUAUGGGGGUCAAUUUGAUCGUGAUGAAAAUGGCAAAAUCAUUGGAUGGGAGACAAUCAAACCAACCGCCCAUAUUUUCUACGAAACAAAGAUGAUCGACAUUCAAGAUGAUUUAGGAAAGUGGGCUGGAUAUGAGGGCGUAUCAGAAAGGCUGGCCUGA